GUCCCUGUAGAAAGCCGCUGCACUAGGUGAGCCCGGCCCUGGUGAGGGUGCCUUGUGAAUGGAGCCUGCUUGUGCUGCUGUGCCCGGCUGCUUCCAGGCGGCGUGGCCCUCCCUCUGAUUGCUGGAGGACUCUUCUGUGUGGACACACCGUGGUUUGUUUACCCGUCCUGGUCAAUGGACAACUGGAACUGUGGUGAACAAGCAUUCCUGCACCUGUAUGUGGAUAUUCUAUGUCCAUUUUUCUUGGGAGUGGAAUGGCUGAGUCAUCUGGUAGGUGUCUUUACCUUUUAAAGAACUAAGCGCUUUUUCCAGAAGGAUCAUCAGAACUGCUGCCAGCAACAGUCCAGGUAUCCCGGCUCCACCAGCAUGUGGUGGCGGCCUCUUGACUUGGAACUGUUCUUCUGGGUGCCAGGGUUCUCCAGAGAAACAGAGCCAGUGGCAUCCGCGUGUGUGUGUGCGCGCGCGUGUGUGUGGCAGUGUGCGUGCGUGUACAUGCACACGCGUGCAUGUAAGGAGCUGUGUCACAAAGAAUUGGCUGGUGCAAUUAUCAAGGCUAAGUCCCAAGCCGGAGACCCAGGAGAGCUGAAAUGUAGUUCCAGUCUCAGUCUCAAGGCCUGAGAACCAAGAGGGCUGACAGUAACAGUUUUAACCCGGAAGCUGUCGGGCGGGCGGGAGAUCCAAGAAGAGCCAGGGUUUUAGUCCAAGUGCAAAGGCCAGAAAAGACCAUGCCCCGCCCACAGGAGGAAUUCCUUCUUACCCAGCCUUGCCUUUCCCUUCAGGUCCUCAGCAGAUUGGGCAGGGCCCCUCCCCAAAGGGGAAGGCUGUGGGCUUUCCUCAGUUUACCCAUUCAGACAUUAAUCCCAUCCCAGAAUGCUCUCACAGACACACCCAGAAUAAUACUUGGCCAAAUGUUUGUUGGGGAACCUGGCAGCGUCAAAUGGACCCAUAAAAUUCACCAUCGCGCUUUCCGCUGUGGUCUAAUUUGCAUUUCCCUGAUGACUCACGGUGUUGCACGUCUUCCUAGAGAUUACCUGCCCUUCAUAGAACUUCUCUGUGAUGUUCCUGUUCAAACCUUUUCCCCAUUAAAAAAAUGGGAUUGCUAACCGGGCGAGGUGGCGGGCACCUGUAGUCCUAGCUACUCAGGAGGCUGAGGCAGGACAAUCACUUGAUCCCGGGAGGCGGAGGUUGCAGUGAGCCAAGAUCGCGCUAUUGCACUCCAGCCUGGGUGAUGGAGUGAGACUGUGUCUCAAAAAAAAAAGAAAAGAAAAGAAAAGUGGGUUGGGGGGCUUGCUUGUCGUAAUACUGAGGCUGCAGGAGUUGGCUGUAUUCCAGAUGGAAGCCCUUUGUCAGCUGUGCUGUGAAGGCCUUCUCCCAGUCUAUGGCUCGUGUUCUUAACUUUCUUACAUUGUUUUCUGAAGAGCAGAAGUUUUAGUUUUGAUAAGGUUCAGAGGAUGGAUUUUUCUUUUACAGUUGGUACAUUUUGUAUCCUUCUAAGAAAUUGUUGCCUGUCUCAAGGAUGCAAAGAUUUUCUCCCUUGUUUCCUUCUAAGGAGUUUCACAGUUUGAGCUUUUGUGUUUAGGUCCGUGAUGCAUUCGGAGGCACUUUUCAUGGGAUGUGAGGUUUGGGUUGAGGGCCAUCCCUUCCCUGUCCUGGCUGUUGCAGAGACUGUCCUUCCCCUCAGAUGCCUUGACCCCUUGCCUGGAUGUAAACAGACCCUGCCUGUGGGUCCUUUUCUGGGUUCCCCACCCUGUAUUACCCCUGCAUCCAUUCCUAGACCAGUGCUAUACUGGCUUCAGCACUCUAGCUUUAUAAGAAGUCUUGCAGUCAGGUGCCAUUUACCAAAAUUCAUUAGAAUUUUUGUUAACAUUUUUUAAUUUAAAAAGAUACUAUUAUAUAUGUAUAAAAUUUGCCAUCAGCCAUUUUAUACAGCAACCACUUUAUCCAUUUAUAGCGUAGACACCGUUCCGUAAGCACACAGUACAGUCAUACCAUCUGUAUCACCGGGACCCUCUCAUCUUGCAGACCGGAAACUCCAUAGCCAUUGAACAAAACCGCCUCCUCCCCACCCCAGCCCCUGGGAUCCAGCAUUCUGCUUUCUGUGUCUAAGAGUUGGACUGUGUGAGACACCUCAUACAAGCAGAGUCAUGCAGAUUUGUCUUUUCAUGGUUGACUUAUUUCACUUAGCAUAAUGUCUUCAAGGUUCACCCCUGUUACAGUGAGUGAGAGGAUUGCCCUCUUUUAAAAGGCUGAAUACUGUGCCACUGUGUAUUGUGUUAGUUGUCCCCAGGGGGACGGAACUGAUAAUAUACAGAGGUAGAUGAGGGGAUUUAUUGGGGAACUGGCUUGUGUGAUUACAGAGGCUGAGUCCCCCAGCAGACCUGCACCCCAGAGACCCUGGGAAGCUGGUGCAUGGCUCAGUCCAAAGCCAAAGGCCUGAGAACCCUGGGGGAUGCUGGUGUACGUCCCAACGUCCAAAGGCCAGAGACCCUGGAGUUCUGAUGCCAAAGGGCAGGAUCCCAGCUCCAGGAGGGACAGGAAAUUGCUUAUCCUCUGCCUUUCUUGUUCUGUCUGGGCCCCAGCGGACUGGAUGGCGCCACCUACCUGGAGGACAUCUUCCCACUCACCCACCAGUCUCCUCUGGAAACACCCGCACAGGCACACCCAGAAGGAAUGCUUCACAGGUUCUCUAGGUAUCCCUAAUCCCAUCAAGUUGAUGCCUGAAAUGAACCAUUACCUGUGCAGAUACGGUCAUGUGUCACUUACAUGGAAAAACUCUCAGAAAUGCAUCGUUAGGCGACUUCGCGGUGUGAACAUCGCGGAAUGAACUAACAGGAACCCAGAUGGUGUGGCUGCUGCACGCCCGCACCAUGGUACAGCCUGUGGCUCCUGGGCUGCAAACCUGUACAGCAUGUCACUGCGCUGAAUACUGCAGGCAGCUGUUCCACGGUGGUGUUUUGCAUGGAACACAUCGAAACAUAGAAAAGGUGCAGUGAGAAUGCAGUAUCCUAAUCUUAAUGGGACCACUAUCACCUGCACGGUCUGUUGUUGACCAAAAUGUCGUUAUGUGGUGUGUGACUGCCAUGUUUUCUUUCUUCAUUCCGCUGGUGAUGGACACGUGGGUGGCUUCUGCCUCGUGGCUGCCAUGAACACAGGUGUGCAGAUACCUCCUGGGACCCUGCCUUCAGUUCUCGUGGCCUGCUGGGGACUCAGGAGCCUUGUGCCUAACGUUCUGAGGAAUUGCCUCGCUGCUCUCCACACUGCGCCGGGCACGUUCCCUGGCGCUGCACGCGUGUCCCGCUGCUCCGCUUCCUGCUGUGGCAUAGCUUGUGGUGUUGAGUGAUCGCCGUCCUAAUGGGCACGAGGUGAUGCCUCACGUCUGCACUUGUGUCCCCUGAGCAGUGGUUGGUCGUGUGGAGCAUCUUGUCAUGUGCCGCUUGGCCAUUAGUUUAUCUUCUCUGUACAAGUGUCUAAGUCCUUCACCCAUUUUAAAAUUGGAUAUUUCCUUUGGUUGUGGAGUUGUAGGCGUUUUUAAAAGUGCAUUCUGGAUAGUAUCUCCAUAUGCAGAUCCCUGGGUUGCAGCUAUUUUUUCCCAUUUUUUACUCUCUUGGUUUUUCCUGCUCUGCAGUUUUUAAGUUUGAUGUAGUCCCAUUUGUCUCUUUCUGUUGCCUCUGCUAUUAGGAAUCUAUUUUUAAUGCUUUGCCCCUUUUCACCGUUCUUCCUGUGAUACGGUCUGUGAGGUUGCCUGUCCUCAUUUGGGCGAGUUGUAUCUUCUGCGGGCUCCUCUCUGCAGUGCUGUUUCUUGUGUCUUAGAAUCUGCUGGCCCCUCUCUGCAUUGCUGUUUCUUGUGUCUUACAUUGUCUUUCUCCAUGGAUUUAUUGUGUUUGAUCACUAAGCAAUAUUUCUGAGUAGUUUUUCUGCCAGGAAGGUUUGUGUGUGCUCAGCUUACAGCCCUUGCGUAUCUGAAAGUAACUUCAGUUUGUCCUCAUUCUUGAGUGAUAAUUUGGCUCGAGUUAGAGUCUUUAGCAUUUCUGAAAUUCCACUCACUCCGUCACCAAAUGCCCUUUAAGGAGCCUGUGAAGGGGCUGUUGCUAACCUGCCAGCCCAGGCCAGUGGAGGGGAGCUUUUAGGGCCGGGAGUCACGUGCUGGGUCCCCCGGAAGAGGAGGCGGUGCUUUCCGGGGCUGGCCUGGCUCCUCUGGGGGGCGUGGAUGUGGGGAGGAGCUGCUGUCUGGGUCAGCAGCUGCCCUGUUGGAGUGAGAGGGGGUGCUGCGCUCAUCCCCUGAACUCAGAUUGGAUAGCCCCGGGCCAGCGCUGGAGGAGGAGCAGAGGCAGGGAGGUGGGAGGAGCGUGCGCAGAGGCGUGGGAGGCCUGAGGAGUAAGCGGCUGGAUGUGGACCCUGAGAGCCACUGGCAGGGAGGUGGCGUCUUCCAGUUGUGAAGACACCGUGGCCCCGGUGCCCUACGAGACGCUGAACAAACGCUUUCGCGCCGCUCAGAAGAACAUUGACCGGGAGACCAGCCACGUCACCAUGGUGGUGGCCGAGCUGGAGAAGACGCUGAGCGGCUGCCCCGCCGUGGACUCCGUGGUCAGCCUGCUGGACGGCGUGGUGGAGAAGCUCAGCGUCCUCAAGAGGAAGGCGGUGGAAUCCAUCCAGGCGGAGGAUGAGAGCGCCAAGCUGUGCAAGCGCCGGAUCGAGCACCUCAAAGAGCACAGCAGCGACCAGCCCGCGGCGGCCAGCGUGUGGAAGAGGAAGCGUAUGGAUCGCAUGAUGGUGGAGCACCUGCUGCGUUGCGGCUACUACAACACGGCCGUCAAGCUGGCGCGCCAGAGCGGCAUCGAGGACCUAGUGAAUAUUGAGAUGUUCCUGACGGCCAAAGAGGUGGAGGAGUCCCUGGAGAGGCGUGAGACGGCCACCUGCCUGGCCUGGUGCCAUGACAACAAGUCCCGGCUCCGGAAGAUGAAGAGCUGCCUGGAGUUCAGCCUCAGAAUCCAGGAGUUCAUUGAACUCAUCCGGCAGAAUAAGAGACUGGACGCUGUGAGACAUGCAAGAAAGCACUUCAGCCAAGCAGAAGGGAGCCAGCUGGACGAGGUGCGCCAGGCCAUGGGCAUGCUGGCCUUCCCACCCGACACGCACAUCUCCCCGUACAAGGACCUUCUGGACCCUGCACGGUGGCGGAUGCUGAUCCAGCAGUUCCGGUACGACAACUACCGACUACACCAGCUGGGAAACAACUCUGUGUUCACCCUCACCCUGCAGGCCGGCCUCUCAGCCAUCAAGACACCACAGUGCUACAAGGAGGACGGCAGCUCCAAGAGCCCUGACUGCCCUGUGUGCAGCCGCUCCCUGAACAAGCUGGCGCAGCCCCUGCCCAUGGCCCACUGUGCCAACUCCCGCCUGGUCUGCAAGAUUUCUGGCGACGUGAUGAACGAGAACAAUCCGCCCAUGAUGCUGCCCAAUGGCUACGUCUACGGCUACAAUUCUCUGCUUUCUAUCCGUCAAGAUGAUAAAGUCGUGUGCCCGAGAACCAAAGAAGUCUUCCACUUCUCACAAGCCGAGAAGGUGUACAUCAUGUAGGCCCCACGUCGUGAAGCGCACGCCUCGGGGACGGGCUGCAGCGGGCGGGGAGGCCACGCCUUCCUCCUGUCCCACGCUCCAGCCUGCCGCGGCGUUUCUGUUUCUUGCGACCAAAGAUCAGUGAGCAACGAUAAAUACUCUUAGGAAGAGAGAAAAUAAGGUUUCAUAAGUUUGUACUUGAAAACAUUUGGAUUGGUAGGAUUUUGUAACACGUCAACCAUUUGAUGCUUCUGAAAAGUACUUUCAACUUGCGAAGGAAACUCUUCUUUAAAGACUGACCUAAACACCGAGGGAAACUUUAGAACGUUUAAAAUAUAGGAGUGCGUGAUUUCCCUGUGUUUUCAGUUUCUUUCCUUCUGUGAACGAUGAGACUUGGAGAACGGGCUGGUCCUUCACCACUUCCUGUUGGCCGUGGCCCGGCCGGGGAAGGUGGCAGCGGCACUGGACUGACCUGCAGUGACCCGCGAUGCCGCGCCAUGAGGGACACUUAUGGCUUCAUUCGAGAGCUGCUGCCAAAACGCCUGGCGCCGCCACCGUCAGGGGCUGGCUUCGAGGACACCCGCCUGCCUCGCGGGCCGUGUCCGCGGGACUGUGUUCGUACAUGCAUAGUUUCGAUAUCACAUCGCGGGGCUGUGUUCGUAGCUGCGUCGUUUCGAUAUCACACCCUCUGUGUGCCGCCUUACUUCCUGCUUCGAGAAUGUAUAACGUGGAAAUCCACGGGACCAAGUUUCUGCAGAGGCCUUGCCGGAUGGUUCCAUAACUGUAGAGUCUAAUUGCUAUCCAUUACAGAAAUUAAUCGUUCAGUUGAAAGAAGUACUGAUGACUUUUCAAAACAAAUGAACCACCGUAGCUGACAGAGAACCGUAUCGUAGAGGUUUGUAGUUAGUGCUUAUUUUUGCAUGUUGAUGUUGACUAGCUAAUAAACUGUAAAUGUAAACCAUGCGAAUAAAAUGGUUUUCUAUUUCUCA
Messenger RNA from Gorilla gorilla gorilla (western lowland gorilla), 6542 nucleotides. RefSeq names its product macrophage erythroblast attacher, E3 ubiquitin ligase (gene MAEA). Gene Ontology annotation, cellular component: cytoplasm; GID complex; nucleus. NCBI's taxonomy places the organism in Eukaryota, Metazoa, Chordata, Mammalia, Primates, Hominidae. The transcript is spliced from 9 exons. Gene Ontology annotation, molecular function: ubiquitin protein ligase activity; protein binding. The coding region runs from base 4387 to 5574 and encodes 395 amino acids. The record is from RefSeq and is a predicted model, not a curated record. Gene Ontology annotation, biological process: proteasome-mediated ubiquitin-dependent protein catabolic process.